Messenger RNA from Nothoprocta perdicaria, 2259 nucleotides. It is a transcript of the gene PDIA6, whose product is annotated as protein disulfide isomerase family A member 6. Lineage: Eukaryota; Metazoa; Chordata; Aves; Tinamiformes; Tinamidae. Gene Ontology annotation, biological process: response to endoplasmic reticulum stress. The coding region runs from base 13 to 1353 and encodes 446 amino acids. Gene Ontology annotation, cellular component: endoplasmic reticulum lumen. The record is from RefSeq and is a predicted model, not a curated record. The transcript is spliced from 13 exons. Gene Ontology annotation, molecular function: protein disulfide isomerase activity; protein-disulfide reductase activity.
GCAGCGGCGGCCAUGGGGGCGCGGGGCGCGAGUCGCCUCUGGUGGGGCACAGUGAGCUGCACAUUGUUCCUGGCUGUUAAUGGCCUCUAUUCGGCCAGCGAUGAUGUGAUAGAGCUGACGCCAACCAACUUCAACCGGGAGGUCAUUCAGAGUGAGAGCUUGUGGCUCGUGGAGUUCUAUGCCCCGUGGUGUGGUCAUUGUCAAAGACUUACCCCUGAAUGGAAGAAAGCAGCAACAGCAUUAAAAGGUGUAGUGAAAGUAGGUGCUGUAGAUGCUGAUAAGCACCAGUCCUUGGGCGGGCAAUACGGCGUCAGAGGGUUUCCAACUAUCAAGAUUUUUGGAGCCAACAAAAACAAAGCGGAAGAUUAUCAGGGUGGCAGGACAAGUGAAGCUAUUGUCGAUGCUGCUCUAAGUGCUCUUCGGUCCCUGGUGAAAGAACGUCUGAGUGGCAGAAGUGGAGGAUAUAGUUCUGGGAAACAGAGCCGAGAGAGCGGAGGUGGAGAUAAGAAGGAUGUGAUCGAGCUGACUGAUGACAGCUUUGAUAAGAACGUCCUAAACAGUGAUGAUGUGUGGAUGGUGGAGUUCUAUGCCCCUUGGUGUGGGCACUGCAAAAAUCUGGAGCCGGAAUGGGCAGCAGCUGCCACUGAAGUGAAGGAGCAAACGAAGGGCAAAGUCAAGCUGGCCGCAGUGGAUGCGACCGUCAAUCAGAUGCUGGCCACUCGAUAUGGGAUUCGUGGAUUUCCCACAAUCAAAAUCUUUCAAAAAGGAGAAGAUCCUGCAGAUUAUGAAGGUGGAAGAACUAGGUCUGAUAUCAUUGCUCGUGCCCUGGAUCUGUUUUCAGAUAAUGCCCCACCACCCGAGCUCCUGGAGAUUGUUAGUGAAGAUGUCCUGAAGACCACCUGUGAUGCUCAUCAGCUCUGYGUCAUUUCUGUCCUGCCUCAUAUUCUUGACACAGGAGCCUCAGGGAGGAAUUCUUACUUGGAUGUCAUGUUGAAAAUGGCUGAAAAAUACAAAAAGAAAAUGUGGGGAUGGUUGUGGACAGAAGCGGGUGCUCAGGCAGAUCUUGAGAGCUCUUUGGGCAUUGGAGGCUUCGGGUAUCCAGCAAUGGCAGCUGUUAACGCACGGAAGAUGAAAUUUGCCCUUCUGAAAGGAUCCUUCAGUGAGCAGGGGAUUAAUGAAUUUCUCAGGGAGCUCUCUGUUGGCCGUGGCUCUACAGCACCAGUGGGUGGUGGAGCCUUCCCCAAAAUUAACGUAGUUGAACCUUGGGAUGGCAAAGAUGGUGAGCUUCCAGUAGAAGAUGACAUUGAUCUCAGUGAUGUCGACCUCGAUGACUGGGAUAAAGAUGAGCUGUGAGACCUUCAGGAAACCUCUUUUCUUGGGAGAGUUUGUGCAGCGGUUGGCAGCCUGGUUCCCAAUCAGCUGGAGGUUCCAGUGGCCUUUCUGCGGUGCAGUAGCAGGGGACACACCGUGCUCCUCGACCCGCUGCAGCGGGGAGCCGCGCGCAUCUCGAGAAAACAUUGCAAAAAUUCUAUGAAUUGUUGUAACCAGUAAACUUGAUUGUAUUCUGUGUAACAAAUAUUUUGAGGACACAACAUGGAGCUUUCUCUGAAACACCUUGGGGUUUAYUUUCUUGAGACAGUGUGUGCAUUUGAAUGUUACGGAAGGUUGUCAGUGUAACCUAUUUUAAAUGUGAUUUUUUUUUUUCAUUUUCAUGGAGGUGGAACCUGGUCAGCUUCUGUUUCAAUUAAAGAAUAAAACAAACUAUUUUCAACACACGCUGUUAGUUUUGUACGAAGCAACAAGGAUGCACAUAAAAACUAUCCAGGUUUUAAUGACUCUCAAAAAAUGAAGUGUAGGAUAGAGAGGCUGGUGGAGAGGGGAGUCAUAAUCCCACUUCCCUGCUGCAAAAGAUCUUCGAUGAUAUGGUCUAAGCCUGACCAGUCAGUCUUAGUUUCAAUGCUCUUUAGUCUUCCUUUUCCUUCUCAGGAGCUUUCUCUUUCUUUGUGCUGGAAUGGGUGUGAUCAUUAACACAAUUAAAGGAGGGUUGUUGCUGAAUGGGAGAUGCAUCUAGCGGGAAACUGGGGCUCUGCUCCGAGCYGUUCGUCCUUCCCAGGGUUAGCAGUGAAGCUAAUGCCGUGUUAUGGAUCAAAGGUACUAAGAGAAAGGAGCUGAACUGCUGUCUCCAGUAAGCUGGCUCUGAUAUUUCACCUCCCAUUCAGCCAUUGUUUUAAUUUGCAAAUGCAGCUUUCUUGGAAGGAG